Molecule: messenger RNA, 4998 nt
Organism: Lethenteron reissneri (Far Eastern brook lamprey)
Lineage: Eukaryota; Metazoa; Chordata; Hyperoartia; Petromyzontiformes; Petromyzontidae
Product: zinc finger and SCAN domain-containing protein 2-like
Biological process (GO): regulation of transcription by RNA polymerase II
Molecular function (GO): RNA polymerase II cis-regulatory region sequence-specific DNA binding; DNA-binding transcription factor activity, RNA polymerase II-specific
Source: RefSeq, a predicted model, not a curated record
UUCAUUCACCGCUCCACGCUCCCUCGCUCCGUCUCCCCCACGGAGGUUCCACGCGCUCCGAAUCCACUACCACCACCACCUCCAGCACCACCACCUCCACCACCUCAACCACCACCUCCACCACCACCACCUCCUGCUGCUGUUCAGGCUCUCUAGCCCAGGUGAGGUGAGGCCGCUUCGAAAACUCCCGCGGGAGGCGGCAGGAGGAGAUCCUCCCGGCCGUGAGAUGUCGCGGGGACACCCUGGCGCUGCUGCCGCUACCGGUCAGGAGCCUUGUUUUCAAGAGGACCUCCGGUCUGAAGCGGAUGAGCUCGGCUGAAGCGGAGGACCUCGGUGAAGAAGAGGAGCUUCAGUCCGAUGACGGGGAACUUCAGUCAGAUGACGGGAAGCUACAGUCAGACGAAGAGGAUAUUCGUGUUAAAGAAGAACCUUUGGAGAAUGAGAUAGAGGACCUUGAGUCCGACGACGGGAAGUUUCAGUCUGAUGAAGAGGAUAUUCGGAGUGACGAUGGGGACCUUGAUUCUGACGAAGAGGGUCUUGACGUCAAAGAAGGGCCUUUGGAGAAUGAAGACUCUCGGCCUGGCGCUUCAACGGAGAGACCCGGGAAGUCGCGGGGAGAUCCGGGAACUCCCUCGGACGUGGCGGAGAUCGAAGUGGUCCUGGAGAACAGCAGAGGUCGGAGGACUCGGACGAACGACCAGAAAUCCGGCGACGACAAGAAGCCGCUCAGUUGCCCUCUGUGCGGCAGGGCGAUGGCAUGCUUAUCGGCCCUGAAGAGGCACACGAUGACGCACACGGGGGAGAGGCCCUUCAAGUGCUCCGUGUGCGGGAACGGCUUCAGGCUCGCGUCGACCCUCAAGAGUCACAUGAUGAUCCACACGGGGGAGAAGCCAUACAAGUGUUCCCUGUGCGCUAGGGACUUCAUCCAUUCAUCGGCCCUCAAGAGGCACAUGAUGAACCACACCAACGAGAAGCCGCACAAGUGCUCGGUGUGCGGCAAGGCCUUCACCGACUCGUCGACGCUCAAGAGCCACCUCAAGAGCCACACGGGCGAGAGGCCGCACGAGUGCCCGACGUGCGGCAAGGCCUUCGCGCACCUCUCCAACUUCAGGAUUCACGUGAAGAUCCACACGGGCGAGCGGGCGCACCGCUGCCCCGUGUGCUCCAAGGGCUUCCUGGAGGCGAAGUCUCUCAAGAACCACCUGAUGACCCACACGGGCGAGAAGCCGCACAAGUGCGCCGCUUGCGGCAAGGGCUUCACGAAGCCGUCCUUCCUCAGGAACCACGAGUUGACGCACGCGGACGAGAAGCCGCACAAGUGUGACGUGUGCGGGAAGGCCUUCACCCAGCUGGCGGCCCUCAGGGUCCACGCGAUGGGCCACUCGGGAGAGAGGCCGCACAAGUGCGACGUCUGCGGGAAGGACUUUGCGUACCUGUCGGCCCUGAAGAUCCACGCGAUGAUCCACACGGGCGAGAAGCCGCACCGGUGCCCGAUAUGCGACAAGGACUUUAGGAAGUCGUCGGCCUGCAGCCGGCACAUGAAGUCGCACAGCGUGGAGAAGCCGUACAAGUGCUUCGUCUGCGGGAGGAACUUUGCGGAUCUCUCAAAUCUCAACUUCCACAUGAAGUGUCUCAAUCACUACAAAGGCGGCAGGGUGUGGGUGCUGGUCACCCACCCCCUCUGUGAGGUGAGGCCGCUUCGAAAACUCCCGCGGGAGGCGGCAGGAGGAGAUCCUCCCGGCCGUGAGAUGUCGCGGGGACACCCUGGCGCUGCUGCCGCUGGCGGAGACGUGGAGGAGGUGGAGGAGGAGGAGGAGGUGGAGGUGGUCCCUUCUCUAACCGUGGAGCCGCUCGUGAAGCGAGAGGAGCCGGGCGGUGAGACGUGGCCGCCCGUGAAGGUGGAGAGAGACGACGCUGACGACGGUCAGGAAUCUGAUUUUCGCGAAGUCCUCCGAUCUGAAGAGGUGGGGGACUUCGGCGAAGAAGAGGACCUUGACUCCGACGACGGGAACCUUCGGUCCGACGAAGAGGAUAUUCGUGUUAAAGAGGAACCUUUGGAGGAUGAGAAAGAGGGCCUUGAGUCCGACGACGGGAAGCUUCGCUCUGACCAAGAGGAUCUUCACGGCAAAGAAGGGCCUCGAGAGGUUGAGGACCUUCCUGCUGGCGCUUCAACGGAGAGACCCGGGAAGUCGCGGGGAGAUCCGGGGACUCCGUCGGACGUGGCGGAGAUCGAGGUGGUCCUGGAGAACAGCAGGGGCCGGAGGAACCGGACGGACGGCCGGAAAUCCGGCGACGACAAGAAGCCGCUCAGCUGCCCUCUGUGCGGCAGGGCGAUGGCGUGCUUAUCGGCCCUGAAGAGGCACACGAUGACGCACACGGGGGAGAGGCCCUUCAAGUGCUCCGUGUGCGGGAACGGCUUCAGGCUCGCGUCGACCCUCAAGAGUCACAUGAUGAUCCACACGGGGGAGAAGCCGUACAAGUGUUCCCUGUGCGCCAAGGACUUCAUCCACUCUUUGGCCCUCAAGAGGCACAUGAUGAACCACACCAACGAGAAGCCGCACAAGUGCCCGACGUGCGGCAAGGCCUUCACGGACUCGUCGACGCUCAAGAGCCACGCAAGGAUCCACACGGGCGAGAGGCCGCACGAGUGCCCGACGUGCGGCAAGACCUUCGGGCACCUCUCCAACUUCAGGAGCCACGUGAAGAUCCACACGGGCGAGCGGGCGCACCGCUGCCCCGUGUGCUCCAAGGGCUUCCUGGAGGCGAAGUCUCUCAAGAACCACCUGAUGACCCACACGGGCGAGAAGCCGCACAAGUGCGAACUCUGCGAGAAGGAGUUUGUACAGCCGUCGGCCCUGAAGGUCCACGCGAUGAUCCACACGGGCGAGAAGCCGCACCGGUGCCCGAUAUGCGAGAAGGACUUCAGAAAUUCGUCGGCCUGCAACAGGCACAUCAAGUCGCACAGCGUCGAGAAGCCGUACAAGUGCUUCGUCUGCGGGAGGAACUUUGCGGAUCUCUCAAAUCUCAACUUCCACAUGAAGUGUCUCAAUCACUGAGUCCGUGUUAGCCAAGGUACCGGCACGUGUGCACGUACGUUGAACUUAUUUCGCACAGUACGCAGCCAACCGCGGCUUAUCGGAGGCGCUGGGGCAAGGACAACAAACUAAACACAAUGACAACAUCGACAAGCGGUUCUAAAGAUGUUAGUUUUGUCAAUGUGGAUGAUUUAAAAGUACAGCGUAGCUCCCAGCGGCUCCCUGAUAUUGGUAAGGAAGAGCGUUCCAGACUGCCAGUGGCGGCAGCAGCAGCCGCAUCUCAAAGCGCCGCGCGAUGAUGCGGUGGCCGCCAUCUUUGUUCGAUGGCCAACCAGAGCCUGCUGCCGCUGCGAGGAUGACUGUUAUGCAGCGCGUUGUACCCUCGCGCAAACAGAUGCACCGGUCAACACACCCACAACAUCGCUUGUGACGCGGCCCCCGUAGGUUCGUUGACCUUGUUAAUGUUUGUCCUUCAAGCCACUACUUUUGCUCGUACAUCUGACCCAUUCUGUUCCGUUGCUGCUGUUGCUGCUGCAGCCCGUUCGUGAUGCGUAGUCAGCGACAGGGCCCGCUUGCUGCCUCCAAACGCGCGACCUCUGUUGCGACAGCGAUCAGCAUAAACCGCUCUUGCAGCCAUCCCAGUAACCGGUGUCUCGAGUGACUUGUUUGAUCCAUGGAUUACAGGGGGGUGGGGGGGACGACCAUGGGGAUAGUGGCGGUGCCAAUAAUUUGUGCGUACGUAUGUUGAACUUACGGAAUGUUCGUAAGUGCGGAAUGUUCGUAAGUAAGGAACGUUUUUGGGUGAGGAAUGAUCGUAAGUGUGGAACGUUCGUAAGUGAGGAACGUUCGUAAGUGUGGAAUGAUUGUAAGUAAGGAACGUUCCAAGAAGAAUCGGCCAAAACCCUCGGCAGUGGGACGCAGCUACACGUUGACACGGAGAGGUCGUUCAGAUAAUAAUGCGUCAUCGGUUGUACGUUCGUGUGUGUGUGUGUGUUGAACUUGAUCCCUCGAUUUAAGAACGAAACAGGAGGAGGAUUUCUACACAAAUCUGGCUGUCGCCUGAUGAUGCCGGUUGUAAUUACUGGCGAAACGUCACGGGACUCAGAUUGUAAAUGUUGUGGGUUUACUCUCCAACACACCGGUUUAGUGCUGUACUGGUACACUACACUAUACACUACACUAUACGAUACACUAUACACUACACACUACACUAGUUCUGUACUGGUAUACUACACUAUACACUAUACGAUACACUAUACACUACACUAUACACUACACUAGUGCUUUACUAGUAACGAAUUGGCACGCUCUGUUUACGUAAAACAACCCUCUUACUCGUUGGCUGUGUCGGACGGUGGCGGGUUUAACGACACGUUUGUAUUUACGCGAUGUAACCCAACGAAAACCUCUUAUGGAUAAUGUUGAUCGCGAAAGCGUACGCGUUGAAGUGGUGUUGAACUUCUCAUACCGUGUCAACCCAUACGGACUUACCCCGUAUUCUUGCACAGGAAAAUUAAGUUAUCAGGCCCAUUCGGCGUUCAGAUAAUCGUCAUGCUGAGACACAAAGAUAAAGAUCCCCCAUAUAGCCUUAACAGACUGUUGGGGCAAGUGUUGUUAGCGAGCAGCACCUAUGAAGGCUACCGGCAUUGUGGCACACACAGAGGGGUCGGUGGGUGGCUAGCACCACCACGCCCGGCCGCCUUUGUCUCCCUCAGUGAUGAUGCCUACUACACUACACCAGGUAACUCAUUUGAGGCUGAGUCUACCUCGGGAGCCGCACGAGUUUGUAGGGCAGCGUAGCGGUCUAAGGGGCCGUCAAUAAAUGACGUCACGCGAUUUUGGAUGAUUUUUGACCCCGCCCCCCCUCGUCACACGGCGUCACAAAACGUCAGAUCCCCCCCUCAAAUAUGACGCCACAAAGCUUUGCCCCCUCCCCCCAAAAUAAAACAUACUUCGCUUUAAA